This is a messenger RNA of Xyrichtys novacula (pearly razorfish), 20197 nucleotides long. NCBI's taxonomy places the organism in Eukaryota, Metazoa, Chordata, Actinopteri, Labriformes, Labridae. The record is from the annotation of a GenBank genome assembly.
GGGACCUCUGCUACCACCUAGUGUCAUUUAUCUAUUUGACUGUGAUGUCGUGAUGACCCACAACGAUGACACAAACACAUAAAAUAGAUCAGGAAAUCCUCUUUUUUUGGAGUCCUUAUGAAUAAAACUGUUGCAUGUGGAUCCUGUGGACCUGCUUGACUUGAAACAUUAUCAGUCAAACAUGUUUAGUUAUCAAUGCAUGUGUUAAACCUACUUGACUCUACCUGCUACAGAUUGUAUUUCAUUCAUACUUGUAGUAUAUUACCAUGAUAAAAGAUAUUACAGCUAAUAAUAGUCUUAAAUCCUUCAUUAUUAUUGUAAAUACAACCAUAGGUUUGCAUUUUUACAAGUGUUGUUUCUGCGUUUAUGUCUAUCUUUAUGUUUGCCUCUAUUCGUCCUUCUCCUUUUUUUCUUAUUCUUCUUUACAACAAGGACUGUUUUUUUUUUUUCAUGUAAAUGUAGACCUUGCUCCUCCUUUGGAUCAAUAUAAGCUCUUAUAAAUAAUACGCAUGAUCAAGUGGAGGUUUUUUUCCCCCGACAGUUUAUCGGUUGCUGUUACAGCUACAGUAAGAGGCUUGGCUGCUGUUUAUGUUGUGGAUGUGACUUCCACAGAUAUAAAAAAGUAUUUAUUACAAGUUAAAGCUACUAUAAGGUGUUUUUAAUGUUUAUUAAAUUGACUGGUAUUCAUAUUGAUGUCUUUUUAUUGUAUAUAAAAGUAAACAAGAGCAUUAGAAAUGAGAUUGACUAUAAUCUUUAAAGUGUGAAACCAGUGCAAGAGGGUCAGUAUCUUUAAAAAAUGGCCCUCUUUUUACAAUUUGCACCUAAGAUACUUUGAUAAAUAAAAUGUCAAAAAACAGCAGGAGGAGAUUUUUUGACUUUGAUAAGCUUUGUCCACAGGGGGGCGCCAAAGUUUACACAAAGCAAAAGUUUCUCACUGGAGCUUUAAAAUCUCAUAAUGUUGGAUUCCAGCAAGUGUGGUUGAGGGAGGCAGCUGUCCACCACUAAUGCUGGUUGUGCUUGAGGUUUCUGUUAUUAUUAUGCACUUUUUCUUCUCACUGUCUUCCUCAUUAGUGGAUCGACACUCGGUAGCUCUGGAUAACACUACCAAGAGUGUUGUCUGGGAUGAUCUCUCGUUGGGAUUUGGUGCCAAAUGAUUGAACAAAUGGACACAGUCACAAAUCUGAAUUCUGUUUUUCAGGUUUAAUCUUGCUCUAGGUACAAAGCAGUCUAAGUAGCUCCAGUGUUGCACCAUUAGCUUAUCAUUUCUCUAUUUUAUACACCAUUGCAUCAUUCCCCUUCACUCUCCGGCUUUCAUAGGGUCACACCAUGGCUGUGUAUUUCUCGGACCUCUAAUGAGCGUUCAUGUGCUUUCUCUUCCAACUGUCAUGACAACAGAUCAUCUAUCUUUACCAGGUUUCUCUCCUCGCCUCCUAUCAAGUUACAAGGGUCAGUACAGAACAGCUUAAUGAGGAAAUGCUUUGUCUUGGGUUACGCUCAACGCCACUGGUUUAAGGGCGAUUACCUGUAGCUAACCUUGUUCCCGACCUAUUUGCCGCUUGAAUUGGCCGGGUGUCACCAACAUGCGAUUUGUCUGGAUGUCAAAGACGAGGAGGAAAAAAGAGAGACCUGUGAGCAAUAACGCUUAAUGGCACUCUAACAAUGUCACUGCUGAUUUUCCAUGAGGGCGAGAGAUUUAUUUUUCCUCACAAAAGACAUCAGCUUUGAAAAAGAAGUGUAUCUUUAAGGCCACAAAGUGCGUUUCAGACAAGUAGCUUUAUUGUUAUAGACAUCUAGAUGUUUCAUAGACGUUUAAUUUGAUAAACAAACCUUGAUCUAAUGGAGGGAAGUGUUUCUGCUUAAGUGAGGGGAAGACAAAAGGGGCGCACGCCAAAUUAGUCAGAGAAAAAUCACUUGAACUUUAACUUUGUUAUGGAAAAAACUUCUAAACGUGAGUGUUGGGUGGAUGCCUCAGCAGACAAAAGCACAUAUUUAGAGGGAUAUGGUUUCACUUCCUUAUUUGUGAUAAUAAUGAAACAACCUAUGAUUCAUUAUAAGCUGUGGUUUUCUCUCUGAAUUGGUUUUGCUGUGACUGGUACAGUUUUUAUUCAUAACAGUCUGGAGAUGAAAUGAGUAAUUAGACAUUUUAAAUAGUCUAGUAUUUAGAUAACUAUUUUGAGCAUUCACAUUAAAGCAUAAAAGAUGAAUAAACUAGGAUUUUAUCAGACUAUUUGAAGGGUUGUGAAAGAUUUUUAUCGCCUCAAAGUCUGCAUAGUGAAAAAAAAUGUUGUGUAUUUGCAACCUGAAUUUGAUAAAAGUGUUAUAAACUCUUAAAAAUUGAGUUUUAAGCAACACCACCACCCCCUAUGGUUUCCAUUGUGUUAUCUGUGAGCUGUUCACUCGCAGCUAAAAUAUUGCACAUAAAUUAUUUGAGUAAUUAGACAUUUUAAAUAGUCUAGCAUUUAGAUACCUAUUUUAAGCAUUCACAUUAAAGCGUAAAAGAUGAAUAAACUAGGAUUUCUCUGACUAUUUGAAGGGUUAUGAAAAUAUUAGUGCAUUUGCAACCUGAAUUUGAUAAAAGUGUGAUAUACUCUUAAAAAUUGGGUAUAAAGGCACCAUCACCCCCUAUAGUUUCAAUUAAACUCUGAUUUUUUCUGACUAUUUAAAGGGUUGUGAAAGAUUUUUAUCACCUUAAAGGCUGCAUUGUGAUAAAAAUGUUGUGUAUUUGCAACCUUAAUGUGAUAAAAGUGUGAUAUACUCUUAAAAAUUGAGUAUGCAGGCACCACCACCCCCUAUGGUUUCCAUUGUGUUAUCUGUGAGCUCUUCACUCGCAGCUAAAAUAUUGCACAUAAAAUAUCAUUUACUCGCAUUAUUUGUCGAAAUAGCUGAAUAUAGUGUGUUAUUUUUUUAAACAUAAGCAGCAAAAUAAGAAAACAGUGUUGGUAAAUUUAGGUUUUAACCCAGGGGGAAACGACCAAAACCGAAAAGUAGACAAUAAAAUACCAACUCCGACCGGAGAAAGUGGAAGUGUAGUAUCUAUUGGCACGGGGACAAAAAAGCAGCGUGGUAACCGUGUCUUUCCUUAAAGCCGUAUUUUCCUCCCGUGGACGAUUAAAAGCAGACAUAAGGUGAUAUUUUUCGGUUCGAGGCAGCAAAUAAAGUCAUUUCAGGCGUGUAUCUACGGUGUCGUGUUAAGGUCACUCGCUGGCUGCCUGAAUUCCCCUCUUUGUGUUUACACAUCCGGGUUUCCCUGUUUGCAGCCCAUUCCCCAUUUAGAAGCCAUUUUGGACACAGAUCAGUAACAUGCAUGUAAACCCCGACCGACCUCCCGAUGCAGCGGUGCUACUAUCCAACUGAAUAACCUCAAAAAGAGCGCUGAGCUUUCGUCUGCGGCGGUUUCACGGCGUCCCACUCGGUUUCUGGAUCCACUCGGGACGCGAAAUGCCGCACCUUGUAAUGGACUAAGAGUGUAGCAGUCAAUUAAUCGCUCCUAUCUUUUCUUGCAACAUUGUUGCAGCGACGCGGCUAUUGACACGCGCUGUGGUGGUGGUGGUGGAGCUACUGCUGCUGCUGCUGCUGGUGGUGGUGGUGGUGGUGGUUAGGCUGCCGGGGGACCGGAGGCCUGUGGUCGUUUUGAUCCUGGACUGAUGUUUGGACAACCUGAGUUUUAAUGUUCGCGACGGAAAGCGGGGGAAAUCUCUGUCCUGUAUUUCAAACGGAACAUGUCUUUUUCAUGGCUGACUUGUUCACUUCUUCUGGGAACUUUAUGCGCAGGUAAGCGGAGCUAUUGUUGAAUUUUUGUGUUUUUUUUUCUUGCAACAGUUUUGAAGCUUCUCUCUCUCUCGUCCCGUGGAUUUGUGUGUGUUUGAAAUUUCGACCCGCGGAGGAGUUUUACGAUUGUUGGCUGAUGAAACUUUGUUGGCACCGUCGUCGUUUCAAGCUUUGAGGAUUUUAUUCUCCAAACACAUAAUCGCCUUUUCUCCUCCGACCGGACCGAUUUCACCGACACCUGCCACUUUUCUGUCGAUAUAUAAACCCCCCACUAAACCUUGUCUUUUGUGUGGAAAUGUCACAGAAAUAUCCCCCCUUCGUUGAAGAAGAGUGUUGCCUUCACUGUCGCCUUUCUUUAACAGUGGCAGGAAUAGAAGGCAGCAGCUGCAUCAACAUCCUGAAACCUUAUAUUGUCCAUCUCAGGUCGUGUUUGUAGCCUCUGAAAAAAACACACAUUCUAUCCCCCUCUCUCUCUCUUUUUCUCUCUUUUUCUCUCUUUCUUGUCAUGAAUCAAUUUGAUAUGAAGAGACAGCAGCCAGGUCUUUACCCUGAAUUGAGGUUACUGUUACACAUCUCCCGUUUCCACGCAAACUCUCACUCUUGUGAAUUUGCAACCACGUGAAAUUGAGCAUGAGGCUUGUUUUCUCUUUUGUUUGCAACUCAAAUGGGACGUUUUACUCUCACCAGAUACCUCUUACGCCCACUUUUAUGUGCGUUUUUUUUCCUCCAGCUUUUCCCUCGAAGUGUGACAACAUUUCUCUCAAUAAGGCACAGCAUGUCUGUCUGUUGUGUGCCAAGCUAAUGCCUCUAUGGUUUAUAGAUUAGAGUGUAUAGUAAGCUGCUUCUCCAGAAUUCAUGUUGUUGUGGUGUAAGCCUGGGUUAGUGACAGAGGGAGGGGGGUUGGGGAAUGAUCUUGUAGUAAAAGUCCUCUCAGAUCAUGUGACCACAGAUAUCAGAAAUGCCAUCUCGGCUCAAUGGAGCAUUGAGCAUCCCUCUCUCUCUCUUUCUCUCUUUCUAUGUGUGUGUGUGUUGUCCUGACUACCUCUCAUCCCAAAUUACAGAGCACAAUGUUUGCUGCUCCUCGCAUGCAUCCCUAUGUGCCACAUAGUGAAACCCCAUUGUAUGCUCUCUGGACAACUAAAUGCAUGUAUGUGUAAGUGGAUGCGUGCCUGAGUGUGUGUAAUGGGUCGGUGGGGGUAACGCUGGGGGAUGGGCAGCUCUCCUAUAGGCAGGGAUUUAAAGAGACACGCACUAUUUUUGCCUGUGAACAAAGAUGAAUGUCCAAGCUGUGCUGUGAAUGACAUGCACGGCACGUUAUCUGCUCUUUUUUUCUCAUCAAACACAUCAUAUAUGUGCGGCCGAAGAGUGUGUCAAACGCCGAAUCCGUAGAGAUAAAAACCUUUUCAGUAGGAGAGUGACAGCUAUUGUUGCACAUCAGCUUGGUUAUAAGGGGACUAGUUCCUGCUAAAUGACAGCAAAAGCCCUCAAAGAAGAAGGUCUUAUCUGUCUUUCCAGAUGUGUCACACUUUCAGCAGGAUACAAGAGUCUUUAUCUAAAGAAGUGGCAUCCCGGUGUGUGGUGUGGGCAUACUAUUGUUUCUCUAUAGUUAAUUAAAUUCUGUCAUUUUUUCGCCCCUUCUUUUUACACUCUGAAAAGAUCUCGUUGUGAAUGGGAUUAUGCUGAACUACUAUUCAGCAACAAUUUCUUAGCCCAGAGGAGCUCCCUUUUUUUUUACUACAGAGGGCUCCCAAACUUGGCCGUGCGCCAGAGAGAUGAUAGAGGCUCUGCUCAGAGAUGUCUCUUCUUCGUGGCACCGAGCGGAUCCUGCGCCAUAUGUCUGCGCUUCCCUCCACCGUUGAGAUUCGAUUCAUUAUGAUGUGAGCUGACUGAGGCCUUCUGUCCAUGUUUAGGGUACAGCCUGGGCGAAGCGGAGACCCGGGAGUGUGUGUACUACAAUGAUAACUGGCGUACGGAGAGGACCAACCAGAGCGGCUUCGAGCGCUGCGAGGGGGAGAAGGACAAGCGACUGCACUGUUAUGCCUCCUGGCUCAACUCCUCAGGGACCAUCAAGCUGGUGAAGAAAGGCUGCUGGCUGGACGACUUCAACUGCUAUGACAGGUCGGGGUCAGCGAGCGAGGUCACCGCCGCUGAGCUUUAACAUUUAUAUUUCAGGUGUCUGGUUCAGUACCCAGAGUGAGUGGCAGCGAGUACAGCGGGAAUGUCUGCAUCAGUGCCCACAUCUAGUACAGUACAUCUUUAUGUGUGUGACCUGAGGCAGUAUCAGGAGCAGGAAUAACAACCCAGAGAAAACCACUUUAAACUCAUAUAUCAGUCGACAGGAAACCAGAAAAAAACAACAUUAUUGAUCAUCUGUCGCUUGAAUUGACAUGACAGUAAUGUGCAGGAGUCAGCCCAUCGAAUAUGAGCGAUUUCUGAGACUUAAGAAGCAGUAAAUUGAUUAAUUUGGCAUAAAUUAAACAUCUGAUGUUGUUGAAGAAAGCACCAGACUUAUGAGCAAUGUCAAGAUGCUUUACACGGUCAAAACAAAACAAUAACAAUAACAGAUUUAAACAUCCAUGAAACAGACUGAAUUUCAUAUUAGAGCUGGGCAGUAAACCAAAAAUUUCCAGAUACCGAAAUUUACGCCAAUAACCGACGUCAUUUUGCCCAUAAUGGUAUAUUUGGUGUCAAAGAAAUGAAUAAAUGAAAGUUGGUUUUGGAUGUGUGUAGGUAGGCUAUGGUCUCAUGUCCCUGUAAGACCCUGUCCCACAAAACGAAGCGGACCAUCAAAACAAAACACUGAAUUUGAAGACAACCUAAAGUUUCUAUUCAGCUGUUUUUGAAGGUGGACUCAGAGCGUCUCACAAUCUCAAAUUAAUACCUUCAUAAUAACCUGCUCGAACCUUUUAUCACCAGAUACCUGAGUCAAGACUUUAGAGAGUUCGUUGUCAAAGUUGUAAACAUAAACAGCGUGGGUUAAAAUGGACAUCUGAUCACUGAGUUUUGGCAUCUUAGAGCUACAGUAAGGAGUUUUUGAUAGGCCCUAUUUCAUAUUGAUGCCUUUCUAUGAUAUCUAAAUGUUGAAGACUUACUGCCUGACACUUGUGCAACAGGGUAGGUGUCAGUGUUCGGCUUUAGAAAUACUCCUCUGUUUAUAAUUAUCAGACUAAAUGAUGUGUUUUGUGGUCAAAAGUUGAUAAAGGAUGAGAUUUUUUUGUCAAGAGACACUUAACCAUGUUUAGAACAAGAUAGGAGGAGACAGCUUUGUCUGCAAAGUUGCUCACAGGAGCUUUAAGAUGACUUUAUUUUUUCUAGAUUGGUGCUUUAAAUUAUUAAGUUUCCACAUUACCAGCUCGGUGACAGAGGUAGCUAGUUUAGUCAUCUUGCGCCAAAUUUACAAACUGGUGAGAAACUCUCUUUCGGUCGAGACUCUCACUUUCAUGUGUCAUCUCCUCUGACGUGAGCUGUGCUGCUGUAGUCGUGUAAUGAGUUGUCUUUUUCUCCUGCUUCUUCUUCUUCUCCAUCAUCCCUUUGUGUUAUGAUACAUGGCAGCCAGUAUCAUGAGCCACUACUGCUCCAAAUGAUCAAUGAUUUUAGAUCACUACCGUUAGAGUAAAGCUAAUCAGUACAUCUAACAAGAAAUCAUAACAUUCAAAUAUCCUGAAUUUGAAGAUGACUCGUGUCCUUUUUUCAGUGGACAAAGAUUCAUCCCGUUAAUCAAAAUAGGUUUCGUUUACCGGUCCACCUCAGAUGGCAGAUUUUAGUCUCACAAUUUUAGUCUCACAACUUUGAACUUCUCUGCACACCUGCUGCUGUUAAAGUGCUCUGAAGAGUUUUACCAAAUCAGAUCAGAGAUGAAAUAAAACAAGAUCCUGCUCUCUCAUAUUACCGCGCCGACUUUAUAAAAACACUAGUCUCUCUUCUUCUUCUUCUUCAUGGAUGAUUAUCUGUAGAGUUACAGCAAUUACGCCGCGGAAAACCUUCAACUUGCUUUGCAUGAUAACAUUUGUCCCUCUUUUUCUCAGAGCGGUUGAACAUCUUUGAUAAAAAUACUAAUUAACAAAGGGAAGCAGAAAAAAAAAACUUGUUAGGGAAAGUAAAUCUGAAGCUUAUUCUUCUUGUAAAGUCACUCAGACGGCUAAUGGAUCAUUCAAAAAAGUCUUUUGUGAUCACUACAAAGACCCCGCACAGCUUCGCCUCUCUAUCUUCAGGAGUAUCAGGAAAGUUCUCGAUUCAUUAUCUGUCUUUUGAUUUAUUGUUGCUCUCUGUAGAUAACCUGUAUAUAAAACCUUAUUGAGAGUGGAAGACAGUGUUGCGAUGCCAGAUUUCUGCAUCUAUACGACACAGUGUACAGGCUGUAAAUUAUUAAAUAUAAUCUUCAAUACAAACUGUAUGGUCAGCAAAACAAAUUAACUCAGCCCGGGCUAAUAAAAGAAUCCGGCUCACGCUGAGUGCAGAGCUCAGCUAUGAGCCUCAUGUCGGGGAAAAUGAAUCAGCGCCACCAGGAAGUUUUGAUGUUUCAACAAAGACGAGUUUUUUUUUACACCAACCUUUAUCCGCACAGGGGGCUGUGAAGCUUGAUCCAAACUUUCCAGUGUUGCUAAAUAUCUGAUACACGCCGCUGAGUGACUGGAACUUCCACUGACCCCCAGGUUUGGAGGGUUUAAAGAUAAAGAUUGCAAUUACAGCUGACCUGGUGGCACGUUUAAUUUAAUCAUCACGAACCGCAUUAAAGCAAAAGCAGAAUUUCACAAACGCAGUGGAAAGUGGAUGUGCACAAAUUGCAGGUUUGGACACAGGUGCAAAUUUACUUGACAGUUUGAGGGAAAAUAGCCUUCGCCUGAAGUGCUCUCUGCUCCUAAAAGAGGAGAGGAAAAAAAAGUCAUUGUAUUCUGGCUUGUUCAAGAGAGAAAAAGAUGUAGAGCGGAGAAAAGAAUGGCAGUUUUGAGCAAUUUAGAAAGCAGCGGUACAAAGAGUAAUAGCAGCAAUAAAGUAGAAGAAAUCCCACGAUUCCUCUGGAUUUGGAGCAGGGGUUAAAUAUAUGUUAAUGCUACAAAAUGUAAGUGGACAAUGUAUUCUCAAUAAGAGAUUGAACUCACUUUGGCAGAUGAUAAAACAUUAACUCUUCACGAGGGCUGUAAUCAACGAAAGAAAUUCUUGGUCGACUAAAACCCUGAUUUUCAGACUCUGACAGAAAACCCUUCUGCGGUGGGGGACGCUGCGGCUCGGCGGAGUGCAGCUCGGCAGGGUGAAAAUGUACUGAUAUCAGCAGAAGAAGGCAAUUACUGUAUUUUUCGCGCUAUAAGGCGCUCCUAAAAUUCUUUUGGCUUGUCGUAGCACCGCAGCUACCGAGUUAAAUAAAAUUUGACUUAUCUGACUGUUUUGUUUGGCUUAAUGCGCUUUAUAAUCUGGUGCGCCUUAUAAUCCAGUGCGCUUUCUGUAUGAAAAUAGACCAGAAUAGACGCGUUGAUUGAUAAUGCGCCUUAUAAUUAGGUGCGCCUUAUUGUGCAAAAAAUUUUUUUGAUCCAAUUUCAACCGUCUAGAUUCUUUAUAUUUUUGGACGGAAUUUAGACGUUGCUCUUUAACUCAUUAUUCGAUAACUAUUUAUUUCAAAAAGCAACUGUGAGUUGGAUAACUGAUCUCCAAGUACUUAACCAAAACAAUUAUGAUAGCUGUUGAGUAAUAUACAGUUAGACCUCAGUUAGCCGGCUAGUCUAAACUUGGUCUAAAAUUAGACUUCUAAAAAUCCUUCAUUUUUUGACCUGUGGUAGCCUGAAUUUAUGGGUUUUUCUAAGGUAGAUUUAGACGCCUAUUAGACCUCUUUUAGACCAAAAAAUGCUCAGUGGGUGAUUAACGUGGACGCUCUUCAAUCUUCCUCUCUCUAGCCAGUGGGUUGGACGAAUCCAAAAUGGUGAAAACAAGGGGGAUGUUCGGAGACAUGCGGUUACCUGUGAAACAAGGGUGCUCUGAAAACACCCCCAUUAGCACUUGGUACAUUCCUCCUGAUGAAAUUAACUAUGGACUGUAAAUUGAAAAAAUCGAGUCCACCAAUCAUAAUUUUGAUCGACUCACCACAUAUCGACCAAUAAGUCGACCAAUCGACUUAGACUUUACAGCCCUACUCUUCACUUGAACAAAUGCCAGAAAAUUAGCGAGGACAAAUCAAACCUUUCUGUGGAGGUCGUGUGUGCAGCGGAGGAGGAAGACAGAACAACCAAAACAAAAGGCAGACACUCACCUACUUAGUUCUUUGAGUUCAAGUCUAGCUCCUCAAAGCCUGCGCCGCCUUUACUGUACAUCACUCUGAGAAGUGUCUGCUCGUGACAUUUGUUUACCGAGGCAAUAAUGUAGGUGUGUCAUCUUCCAUUUUUAGGCAAGAGUGUGUCUCCAUGGAGGAAAACCCUCAGGUGUUCUUCUGCUGCUGCGAGGGCAACUACUGCAAUGAACGUUUCACCCACCUUCCUGACAUGAUUGGCAGUGGCAACCGAGGUGAGCCGCGAUUGCAUCCCACGUACAGUAAAGCACAAGCACAAAAAUAGGUCUCUGCUUUUUCCCCCUCCGGCUUCUCCGGUUAGAGCGAGCUCAGCUUAGCCUGGCAGCUCCUCGUAUAAAAACAUCAUGCAUGUACGUUAUGAUUAAAAACUGAUGCGAUGGAGUAGAAGGAGAUAUAAAAUACACAAUCACUUUCCUGUUUAAAGCUCUUUAUGGGCUCAUUUAGCAGGGAGGAAGGCUGGGUAAUGUAGUUAAGAUGUUGCCCUUCUCUUUUAAUGUCCAGUCUUACGGUCUGUUAGGGACGCUCUUUUCUCUGCCGGUACUUCACAUGUCAUGAAGCAGAUGUUCUAUAAUUAUUCCGGUUCUCCUCCUCAGUGAAAAUCCGGCCUCCACCCAGAGUGCCGUCCCUGCUCAACGUGCUGGUGUACUCGCUGCUGCCUCUCUGCGUUCUGUCCCUGGCCCUGGUUCUGGCCUUGUGGAUGUACCGCCACCGCAAACCUCCAUACGGCCAUGUGGAUCUGAGCGAGGUGAGAGAGGACGAUCUGUGGAUUUUAAAGCAGUUUAAAUGUUAGAGAAAGGAGGGUUUUUUUUUGUUGAGUUUCUGCACAGAGGCUGAAGUCCACUCAGUUUUUCUCAGUCUACUCUCACGUCCUUCAAAACAUACUCAGCUGAAGAUCAACCUCUUUAACCUGAUGUCUUCUUUAGGAUCCUGGACCAGCUCCUCCAUCCCCCUUAGUGGGUCUGAAACCACUACAGCUGCUGGAAAUCAAAGCCAGGGGGCGCUUUGGUUGCGUUUGGAAAGCCCAGCUGAUGAGCGAAUAUGUUGCCGUAAAGGUUUUCCCUGUCCAGGUAGGUCAAAAAAAACAUUUAAGGAAUUUUGGGCUUUAACUUUUGUUCGCUAAAUGCUCAUUUUUAGCUCCACUUUGAGCUUCUAUCGCAUUAAACCCUUUAAGGGGGCGAGAAAUGCCUUCAUGAUGUCGGUACAUAAGCUUCUGAUAAAAAGGACAAGUGUGGAGUAAAGAACCUCGUCCCAUCAAGCCCGGAUAUUCUCCACUGAUAAGUCACGCCGCCCGACAUAUGGCUCCUAACAUCCCUCACAGCCCAAGAUAGACGAGGACAGAUGGGCAGAGGAGCCGGCACAUUACCGGGGUUAUCCAGUUGGCGCCUCCCUUUGUUGAGUUAGGCUCAUGACACCUCGGGGAGGCUGAACAGUUUGCAUCAGUGCCAGCUCUUAUAACAGGCAGCAAAGGGUUGAGGUUAGGAGUUCGGCUCGCUGUCUCUGCAUCAACGACUGUCAACUCUUAAUUUGGGGCAUGUGCUUAAACGACAAGGCCCCGUUUUUGCACAGCGGUACGACAUUUCUCUUUCACCUGCAGUUACUAUGGUUACGAAGUAGUCCGUCAUUCAUUUCCUUGCAACCACCCCAAGCUGUCCUCUUUGCAUAUUUUAAACUUUCUUUUUUUUCGCGCCCCGUGUGUUCGUGCAGGACAAGCAGUCAUGGCAGAACGAGCGGGACAUCUUCCUGACUCCGGGGAUGCGGCACGAAAACCUCCUGCGUUACAUCGCCGCCGAAAAACACGGUACCAACCUGGAGACGGAGCUGUGGCUGAUCACAGAGUUUCAUGAGAGGGUGAGUGACGCGCACACUUCUUCCCCGUAUAUAAACCCAUAUACAAGACAAUCCACAGCGAGGUAUAGGGUGUGUGUGUGUGUGUGUGUUUACCACAAGUGCUGCUCAUUUUCCAAUAUUGGCAGAGGCUUUUUAUUUACUUCAACAAAAAAAAGAGCACCGCAGCUUUUAUUAAAGAGGAUUUUAUUACUUAUGGCACAUCUGCUGCACCCGGCACUAUACCUUAAAGUGACAGGAUUGUGCUGCUCGGAUUAAUCCACUUUUUAAAGCCUGUAAGUGUAUAAAUAAUGCGAGCAAUUACGUCAAAAAACAGCCGCAUGUGUCCCUGAAAUAAUAGUUUGUGAUUAAACACCUCCAGGCUCCCAGAACAUUCUGUUCACUGGCCCUCUUAACAAAAGCUAUUAAUAUAUGGUAACAGGAUUAAAGCGUAAUUACCAGAACCACAAACGCAGCAUCAUAUUAUUGGUGUAAUGACUUUCAAGCUUGUCCUUGCAGCACCUUGUAUCCACGGCAGAGCACAAACAUAUUUAGUUCCACUUAUUGUCUCAGUGCCAUCGGUGCAUGUGUCAUCUGUUUGCUCGAGUGUUUUUCCAUUUGUGUCUGUAUAUUUAAUGAUAUUUUAAGCUGUGUCUCGUGAGUUUAGAGUUUUUUAAUAAUUCUUCCAGACCACAUCAUUAAGCCGGCAAACGGAGUGGAACCAAAAAACAAUCUGUUCCGGGGUUACAGCCGUCUGACGCACAGUCGAUGUUCACGUGUGGUUAUUAAUCCCGUCUCCUGAAUCUCAUCGCGUGUUUUUGUGUGUCUCUCUGCAGGGCUCGCUGACGGACCAUCUAAAGGGUAACACUGUGACCUGGAGCGAGCUGUGUCACAUAGCAGAGACCAUGUCCCGCGGCCUGGCCUACCUCCAUGAGGACAUUCCCAGCUACAAGGGAGAGGGACCCAAACCGACCAUUGCACACAGGUAGGACGCCGGCGGAAAACCUCCAAACACACUCAGUCUGUAACGCUGCGUUCCAGUUGUACUUAGAAGUCGGGAUUUCCGAGCUCCGAGUCAGAAAUUCAUCUUCUGAAAUUCAUUCAGCAACGCCCAGAGCCGUCCCAAGCCUCAAUGGGGCCCUAAUAAUAUUGAUCGUUAAUCAUUCACACACCUUCACAGAUCUCUGUCAUGCAAACAUACCUUUAUCUUGGCGUUUUUUUCUCUUCCUCCUCUUUCUUUUCUCUGCUCCUGAAGGACAUGUCCUUUUUUGCAACAUUUUUAAUUACCUGCGCUUUGGAUGCUCAGUGCACAUUGCACAGCAGAAGGCACAAAACGGUAGGGGAGCUUUGACAUAUCGGCAGUAGGAAUUAUAGGCAUACAUCAGCAGCAGCACUAAAAUGUUUUUACUUUAUUUUAUUUUUACGUUAAUAUAUAUUUGAUCAUACAGAAAGCAUCGCUCAUACAUGCAAAGAAAAACAUUUUAAUUAUUUUUUUUAUUGCUCUUGGGGGCCCCCUAUUGGCCGCGGGGCCCAAAGCAGACGCUUUGUUCGCUUAUGCCUUGGGCCGGCUCUGGCAACGCCCUCCUGAAUUUGGAUUUUCCGACUCGGAAAGUUGGACGAUCCUCACCAACCCUGACUUGACAACAACGUCAUAAUACAAGAUGACAUCAACAGUAAAUAGUAACAGUGCAAGCUCUCGUAAUUUAUUAUUUAUUAGCACUUCUGUUUUGUCUUAGUGAAAUUAAAUUAGUGGGAUAUGUUGUACUGCCCAACGUCUAACUGUGAACACAGUGCUAUGGUGUUCGAAAGAGUAAAAUACUGCUAUGCUUUGUUUACAACUGGUAUAGCUAACGGCUAAUGACAACUGACAAUUGUUAACGGCUGACCCAGGGAUUCCACUGGAUCUGGAACGGCUCCGCUUCACUCCGGACCAGCAGGCGGAUCAAAUACGCAAGCAUAUAGCGCCCACUGGUUACCAUCCGCCGCUGCCACCGGAGGAGAAAUGCUUGCAAUAUUACUGAUAUUUCUCGAGACACUGGACAAGAUCUCACGUGUUUCCCUGUGAGACAUUGAAUGAGAUCCGCCAAUCAGAGUAUAUAAACGGCGGUAUAUAUAAACACCCACAUUCCACAACCCUGGCCUCUCCUAUUAUUAAGUGAAGAACAGUUCAAUGUAUUGAUUUUAUUUUAUUGAUUUUAUUUAUUGAUGAAGCCUUGAGUAUCUGAUCCACAGUGGAGCCAGACAGCGGACAGAUUCUGUGGAAUCAUACACAUUGAUUAUAAUGUUUGCGUAUUUUAUCUGCUUGCCGUGCUGGAUCGGAGUGCAGCCGUUCUGGAUCCCGUGGGUUUUAGCCGUAACAGUAGGCGUCCAUCUUGAUUUUCCGACUUGUUUACUGGAAUUCAGGUGUAACGUCAUUCCCAGCUCCGAGUUCCGAGAUAACUGGAACGCAACAUUAGCUUACACCUCUUCUCUUUCCGCUUCAUGUAACCAUCCUGCCUGGUUUAUUUAUUUCCUCCUCAGGGACUUCAAGAGUAAGAAUGUGAUGCUACGAGACGAUUUGACUGCAGUUAUAGGAGACUUUGGACUCGCUGUACGAUUUGAACCAGGAAAACCUCCAGGAGACACUCACGGACAGGUAUGGACUCAUCUCAAAACAGGCCUCUUUUUCUGCAGUGGCUCUCUGAUGCAAGUCCUGGAAACUGUCUCCUUUUUUUAACUGAGAUUUAUGGUGUUGCAUGAAUAAGCACCUCUAGUAAAUGUCGAGUUUGUGCUGAAUAUUAAUGGAGUCAGUCAUUGUGUCUUAUAUUUACUACACUUUGGAAAGAUGAACAAAAAAAAGUGAAUCAGGGAACGGUUUCAAGGCCACACCUAACAGCUACUAUAAGGAGUUUUUUGACGUUAAUGAAAUACACUGAAGUUCAUAUUGAUGUCUUUUCACAGUAAACGGUCCUGUUUUUACAAUUUCCACAAAAAAUACUCAUAAUUUAAUUUAACCUUUGACUGUCACAGGUCAUCAGGAUGAGUUAGUUACACACAGAGCUUUUCUUCUUUUAUACCCGGAUUCUCACGAAAACACAGAAAAAUAGAGUACACAUGAAAUCAAGGCUGGGUUAGACAGCUGUAGUCGAGUUUCUAAAGCAGACUACAUAAAUGAGAUUGAAGGCUGAUGCAGGUAGACAUGUCUGUGUCGACUUUUGAAACUCUCUGUUAUAUGGAAAGCGGUUGCAAAUGCUGAUUUAGUGAGGGUUUGGCUGUCUCCAGGAGCCCCUCCCCCCUAAAGCCACAAAUGGACUUUUUCAAAAGCUUAAAAUCAGUAAAAUGUGCAAAAAGAGACGUCUGUAAUACUUGUAAUAACUCUCACCUGUCUGACCAUGAUGUAGAAGGUUAUUAUCGAUGGUUAUGCAGAAGUUUAAUUAAAUCCGUUGUCCUUCCAGGUGGGUACGAGGCGCUACAUGGCUCCAGAGGUGCUGGAAGGAGCCAUCAACUUCCAGCGAGACUCCUUCCUGAGGAUAGACAUGUAUGCCAUGGGCUUAGUGCUGUGGGAGCUGGUGUCCCGCUGCUCAGAGACCGACGGUGAGUCAAACAGAGCAGGAAUGCUGCUUCACCCACAGGUGAAAGGUCACUGAGCCGCAGGCUGAUGUAAUAAACAAAGGAUUAGGUUCUGUUUUGAUCUGAGAAAAAGCCACCUGAUCCUGGUUUACGGUGUAAUGGGGGCCCGUUAGUCUGUAGAUAGAGAGAGGAGCCGCGGAUUUUCCAAACACUGCACUAUUUCCUCGCCCUGAUCUCUGUGUAAUGCUCUCCAUCCUGUUGCCUCACCGCACCCCUCUGCAGGUACAGUUUGCGAGUACAUGCUGCCGUUCGAGGAUGAAAUAGGCCAGCAUCCCUCCCUGGAGGAUCUGCAGGAUGUGGUCGUGCACAAGAAGAUGCGUCCAGUCAUGAAGGACUGCUGGCUCAAACAUCCUGUGAGUAACAGAGGAAGAACGGCUCCUGCUGCUGUUCCAACAGCAAUAUCAGGAUGUCAUGCAUCCUUUUUUCCAGUGAAUCACGGCUCGACCAUCUGAGGUCAUAGUUCCCUGAAUCUGUUAUGAAUUAAUUCAGAAACUUUCUCAGGAAGAUUGUGGAGAGUUUUACAGACACAACCUAUAAAUUUGGUCAACUUUCUCUUUAACCCUUUGAACUCACUGCUAUAUUUUUCUGGUUUUGGUCCACCUGUUUCUUUUUUGUUUUUUUUAAUAAGUCUAUAAGCAAAUAUAUACACAUUUUUUUCAGGACAACCUCAGCUGUCAGUUUAUGGGUGCAAAAAUUAUGACAAACGAAUGUGACAUGAGAUUCAGAGGCAUCAAAGUCAAACAAAAAACAAAAACGGAAAUUGAUACCAACAGUACUUUGCUCAAAAAACACAUAAAUCUACAGUGACCAAGCCUUUUCUCACCUGCACAUCAUUCUCUCAUGUCUUGGCUUUCAGGAGAAGAAAUAUUGUGAUUGGAACAAACACACAACAGAAACUAUUUACAUAUUUAGACUAAUUCUUCCAAGUGUUUUUUUACUAUUUACAGUUGUUUUUCUGCCACUCCUUGAAGCAGUUCCUGUCUGGGAUGAGACAGAGGACCACAUCAUACUGCUCAUAAUCUCUUCUUUGCUUGUUUCCAAUCAUUGAGGACCAUUAUUUCUUAUUUUGCAGACAAGCAGGGAACUUUCUUGUCUCUUGUUGGAAAAUGACGUCAUCAAAACAGCUCGUGAAACCCAGAAAACAUUAGUGGCAUUUAGCAAUAGCGAUCUUUUUUAUCACAACAAUAUGAGAAACUGUAAACAAUAUUAAUAGUGUCACGUGGCAUUGCUGAAGAUCCAGUGGAGUUCAAAGUGUUAAACUGCCCUCGAGACAGUUGUGUCCACUUCAAGUUCAGAGUUUCUUCUUCAUUCAAGUUAAAAAUAAAGUUGAAGUUGAAAAAAAACUCCCUGACUGACUCUGCUUUGACUCUCUCUGGUUUCAGGGUCUGAGCCAGAUGUGCGAGACCAUCGAAGAAUGCUGGGACCACGACGCAGAGGCGCGACUGUCGGCCGGCUGCGUCGAGGAGCGCAUCGGCCAGAUCGCCCGGACGAUCAGCAGCACUACCUCAGACGGCCCCGUCUCCAUAGUGACGUCUCUCACCAACGAGGACCUACCUCCCAAAGAGUCCAGCACCUGAACGGGUGACACCAACAUCCCUCAUAUGAGCUCCUGACUUUUUUUUUUUCUUUUUUUUUUUUUCAAAUCCAAACUCAGCGGAUCGCCGUGAAUUUUUAAAAAGCAUAAAAACAACGAUAACAACGAGCAACUUGAAUGCAGCUGAUAUUUAAUCCCAAUGCCGGUAUUGUUUUCUGCUUCUUCGUGUGCGUUUUCAGUCCGACUUUACUAACACAUCCAUCUGCUGUAGUUUUGAAAGUAGUAAUAAGUUAUUGGAUGGGCACAUCUGAUAACACCCGUGUGUCAAAUCCUAAAUGUUCUCAUUACCUCAUGUAUUUCUUUUUGUGCUAGUCUAUUUUAUUACCUCAUACGUUUGUUGUUUUUCCCGUCUCGGUCAUGAUCGUCUGCGGCCAAAUGAAAUGAACCUUCUCGCUCCAAACCUCGGACGACGUGCUGCACACCUCGGAGGACCCGUUUUGAGACUGUUAGACAAAAUAUAUUCAUCUUCCUCAGGGGUCGAAGCUUCUCGAUUUUUAAAAAAAAACAAAACUUCGAGUGUGCUCCCUUAUUUUAAACCUGUGAAUGCCUCAGAAUGAAACGAAGAAAGGAAAAAGGUAAAAGGAAACGGGAGCGCAGCUGUUUAAUCGCGUGGAAGGAGCUGAAAUGGGAGCUGAGCAGUUGUUAUCGGACGUUAUGGACUUUUUUGAAGAUAUGGGACAUGCCUCUUGUCCCCGGGGAACUACCUCUCAGGUAUCCAUUAGGCUUCUUUGGAACAUUUUCUCUAUGAGGAGAGCCAAGCUAUCCAGCUAGCUACCAUGGACAUAUUCCUGGAUUUUUAUUUGUUUUAAUUGUAGAAAAGCAGAGUUACUCCUUUGCCAGUGCCAGGGGCAUUGACAGAUGCUGUCUGGAGUUGCAAUGUUACACAUUCUUGAUUUUAACUGUGCGAAUGAGAGAGAAAGAGAGUGAGUGAAUGUUUGUGUGUGUGUGUGGGUAAAUGUGUUUGUGCGUGUGUGUGAAUUUGGAGACUAAAUGAUGUGAGCUUGAUAAAAAGAGUGUUUUUAAUAAGAAUCACAGACAGAUAAUUGGGGGGGGGGAGGUGUUUAUCCUUGGAGGGCCAUACUUGAGUAAGCAACAUGUCUGUUUUUUUAAUUUUCAUGGGUUUGUUUGUUCAAUAGACUCAGUCGGACAUCAGUCCCCAGAUACCUCAGUCACCGUACAUCAUGCAAGGAGAGCUCAAAUGGUUGCCUUUGUCUCAAAUGCAAUGCCAUAGUUGUACCAUAACAUGAAAACCAUACAUUGAAUGUCCGUUAUGCUGCUGUGACUAUUCCAGGAUACUCAAGGAUUUGUAGAUGUACGUGUUCUUUGUUAAUAUAACGCUAAUGAUAUUAUGUGAGGCUAAUAUUCUGUUUGUUUUUAUUUUUGACCGGGUGAGCCCUCAGCUGCUUACUCCUCCAGACUGACCUCAGAUAUUCUGACAAGUACCUCAGGCUUUUUUCUACAUGUAUAUCAAGUUGUGUUUAUGUAUUUUAUUGUGUUUUUAGUAGUUGAGAUAUUUUAUUGCCGGUUUGGCCUCUUUUUGUCUGUGGAGAUUUUUUUUUUUUUUUUUUUUUAAUAGAGCCUGACCUGUUGUCACGGUGUUAAUGCUGUACAAACCUUAAAAAGAAGAAGAAGAGGAAGAUGAGAGGCAGAUUCUUGUAAAUAGACGUGUACACACAGUUGCCGAUCACUGAUCUGAUUUUUAAAGAUUCGAUAUCAGGGCAUUACUCUUCUCAUUUCACAGUUGCAGAAAGGGAUCUCUCAGUUCCACCUCCUACAUAUUUAAAAGUCAUUUUAACAACAAGCCCUGUGAUGGUUCUUUUUAUAUUUGUAUAUAUAUAUACAUAAACAUAUAUAUACAUUUUUUUUCUUCAGAUUUUUCAAGAAUGGUGGUCGUGUUACUGAUUUCUAUGAAUACUGGUAUCAGUUGCUCUGGAUCAGAAGCUGUGUAGGUAGCACUUGCAUUAGAGAUCUUAGUGUGUAUAUCAUCAAAAACAAACAAAAAAAAAACUCUGUUUUUUUGGUGCUGGCGGCUUCUGUGAUUGGCCACUUGCUGGAAAAUGCCAGUUUGAACAGUAUUACCUCAUUAUUAACCCGCUGAUGUGAUGUUCAGACUCGUUCAGUGAUAGUUUUUAGCCACGUUGGACAACACACAGGCUCAUCUGUUGUGCUUUGACUAGUGCUGUGGAAAGAUGGUGAUUCUUUAAAAGUAACCUGUGACGCUUGCUGUGCAGUUUUUGGUGAAGAGCGUGUGGGGAGGACGAAAAAAAAAACAUGAAUACAGAGAAAAGUCUUUCUUCUUCGGGUAUCAUCACUCUGUCUCUUAACACCAUGAUUGAUUGUUCAAGCAGCCCCAUUCAUGUAAACAGUGGCAUGUGCGUGGUCCAAGGGUCCAGCAAUAUUUCUACUACAGCAAUAUUCACUUGAAUAUCAUAGUUAAAAGUCAUGAACUCAGCUGUGACUUAGCAGUUCUCUCUCUGCGGAUCAUCUCAUCACACCUGGAUCAUGUUUAGAUGUCCACACAACAUUAAAGCCUCUUGAUAUAAAACAACACAUAAAAGCUGUAGGUUGUGCGCGAGCUGAACGUGACCCAGGUGCUUUCACGAUUUGUGCCAGAAAGACGCCGAUCUCAGGGGGAUGUAAACUCCACCGAGAUUGGUUGUUGACCUCCAAAUGCUGUCUUACACCCAGCUCUUCUGAACGGAAAAACCAGUUACCUCAUGCAGUACCUCUCGUUAGUAACACUAACACAGAGUCAGUCUCAUCUUCAAAAAGAAAAAAAAGGAAAAAAACAUCAAUUAUCGUGUAUAUAUUUACUUGACAAAUGUAAAAGGUUUCUUCCUUUUCAUGUGUGAAUCCUGUGAAAGCAAAAUCCUUUUUUUUUUCUUGAUUUACAGUCAACAUAUUGUUCAUUUCUCGUAGUGUGAAUGUUUGACUGAAUCGUGUGACCUUCCCUGUUCAUGUGAAGUGUGCGUGAGAAAGCGUGUGUGGAGUGUAUGCCGGUUGGAUUUCACUAAAACAGAAUGAAUGGCGACUUUGUGAGUUGAAAUGCUUAGAAAUAUAAACUAGAUGAGAAUACAUCCAUCUUUUUGUAUAUUAAAAUAAAGACAAACACUGAUUAACCAUGAAAA